Messenger RNA from Pectinophora gossypiella (pink bollworm), 2575 nucleotides. Its product is annotated as cationic amino acid transporter 2. The transcript has 14 exons. NCBI's taxonomy places the organism in Eukaryota, Metazoa, Arthropoda, Insecta, Lepidoptera, Gelechiidae. Gene Ontology annotation, biological process: amino acid transport; transmembrane transport. Bases 188 to 2101 code for a protein of 637 amino acids. Gene Ontology annotation, molecular function: amino acid transmembrane transporter activity. Gene Ontology annotation, cellular component: plasma membrane. The record is from RefSeq and is a predicted model, not a curated record.
CGAGUUCGGUCUUGGGGCGCGUGAAAGUUAUUUAAUUUUGAAGUAAAUACGUGUUCAGUUCACUUGUAAAUCUGGUAGAAGUCUAAAGUUAAUUAAUAGGUGCAGUUUAUAAUUAAAUUAUUCGUAUUAGCGAUUAAAUGUAUAAUAUUGCCAAUAUAGGUUAAGUGCGCAGGUGUCGAUUACAAAAAUGACUUUUCCUGAUGGAAAUGGUUUCGUGGAUUACGGCGCAGUCCCUAGUAGAGUAGACCAGGGGUUUACGGUGCGACAGGCUUUUGAAAAUGGUGGUAUCAAAGCCGGCGCGGCUCGGGCGGCUCGCCUGGCGUACGGGGUACUAUCCCGGCGUAAGGCCGCGGAGGAAGGCGCGGCCCGCCUGGCCAGGGUCCUCUCAGCACUAGACCUGACUGCCCUAGGCGUCGGCAGUACCCUGGGAGUGGGCGUCUACGUGCUAGCUGGAGAUGUCGCCAAGAAUUAUGCUGGGCCAGCUGUGAUACUGUCGUUUCUACUAGCGGCUGUUGCUAGCGUGUUUGCUGGUCUGUGCUACGCCGAGUUCGGCGCACGAGUGCCGAAGGCGGGGUCCGCGUAUGUGUACAGCUACGUGUGUGUCGGAGAGUUCAUUGCCUUCAUCAUUGGCUGGAAUCUAAUACUGGAGUAUAUUAUAGGAGCGGCAUCAGUAGUGAAAGCACUGAGCGAGUACCUGGACUCGUUGUUCUCUGGGGCGAUAUCUCACCAGCUGCAGGCGUGGCUGCCAAUGGAGUCGCCCCAUCUCGCCACCUAUCCGGACCUGUUCGCUUUCACCGUCAUCAUGCUGUUCUCUGUGGCACUUGCCUUCGGUGUUAAAGAGUCGACAAAGUUCAACAACUUUUGCACCGGAGUCAAUUUGUGCGUUGUCGCUUUUGUCAUCAUAUCAGGAUCUUUCAAAGCGGACACGAAGAACUGGCGUAUUCCGGCGGAGGCGGUUCCUCAUAGCGAGAAGAAGAACUUUGGCACCGGCGGGUUCGCGCCCUACGGAGUCGCCGGCAUCAUCAAAGGUGCCGCUGUCUGCUUCUACGGGUUUAUUGGGUUCGACUGCGUAGCAACAGCGGGGGAAGAAGCGCGCCGCCCGCAGAAGUCCAUCCCGUUCGCGGUGGUGGCCUCGCUGCUCGUGGUGUUCCUGGCCUACUGCGGCGUCAGCUCCGUGCUCACACUCAUGCUACCCUACUAUAUGCAGGACGAGAAGGCGCCGUUCCCGUUCGUGUACGACCAGCUGGGCUGGCCGUGGGCCAAGUACGCCGUCAGCGUGGGCGCCGUGUGCGCGCUCUGCUCCAGCUUGCUGGGCGCAGUGUUCCCUCUUCCCCGUAUCAUAUACGCGAUGGCGUCCGACGGUCUACUCUUCAAGUUCAUGGGCCGCGUCAGUGAGAAGUACCAGACACCCAUGAUCGGCACUAUGGUCGCUGGACUCUUCACUGGCACCCUGGCGAUGAUCUUCAGGCUGGAGCAGCUGAUCCACAUGAUGUCUAUCGGCACCUUGUUAGCGUACUCUAUGGUUGCCUCCUGCGUCUUGCUGUUAAGAUACGAGCGCAGUACUCUUCACAAGCCCCCGGAGCCGCUGAACCUGUCACCGCGCAACGCGUUGAGGCAGCUCAUCAACGCGGACGGCCACACCACACCUACGCGACUCAGUUCUGCUAUGGUCUCUGUACUGGUCACACUAUAUGGCGUGUGGUGCUUCGUGCUGAUGCUGAGCAUCAACCAGCACGGGGAGGCCAUCUUGUCGGGGCGCGCGGCUCCCGUCGCCAUGGCAACGGCCGGCGCCAUGUUGGUCGUAGCCACGCUGUACGCCAUCUCGCGGCAACCCGUGUCUGAGAAGAAGCUCGCUUUCUCCGUGCCGUUAGUCCCGUGGCUGCCUGGCAUCAGCAUCCUGAUCAACGUGUACCUGAUGCUGAAUCUCGACUAUAUGACGUGGCUGCGAUUCGCCGUCUGGAUCGCCGCUGGCCUCCUAAUAUACUUGACGUACGGGAUGUGGCACUCGUCGGAGCGGCGCCGCGCGGUGGAGCAGCUGCAGCUGGCCGAGCUGCACAACGACAGCCGCGCCGCGCUGCUGGGGCAGCACGCGCUGGGGUGACCCGGGGGCGAGGAGGGGGCGGGCAGUCCUAGUGGCACCGUCGUGUCUUUUAUAUCUAGUAUUUAAACCAGCGGCAUAGCACAAUGGCCGUUUUGAUUUCGUAUUAAUUAAUUACUACGUUACGUACGUGGAGGAGCUCGGUGGCGCAGCGGUAAACGCGCUCGGUCUGCGAUUGUUGAAGUUAAGCAACUUUCGCCAAGGCCGGUCAUAGGAUGGGUGACCACAAAAAAAAGUUUUCAUCUCGAGCUCCUCCGUGCUUCGGAAGGCACGUUAAGCCGUUGGUCCCGGCUGCAUUAGCAGUCGUUAAUAACCAUCAAUCCGCACUGCGCCCGCGUGAUGGUUUAAGGCCCGAUCUCCCUUUCCAUCCGUAGGGAAGGCCCGUGCCCCAGCAGUGGGGACGUUAAUGGGCUGGUGAUGAUGAUGAAUUACUACGUUAAAGGAGCAAAUUACUGUGUGUGUGUGUGUGUGUGUGUG